Sciurus carolinensis (gray squirrel) is the source of this 1315-nucleotide messenger RNA. It is a transcript of the gene Trh, whose product is annotated as thyrotropin releasing hormone. The transcript is spliced from 3 exons. Lineage: Eukaryota; Metazoa; Chordata; Mammalia; Rodentia; Sciuridae. Bases 217 to 933 code for a protein of 238 amino acids. The record is from RefSeq and is a predicted model, not a curated record. Gene Ontology annotation, cellular component: extracellular region. Gene Ontology annotation, molecular function: thyrotropin-releasing hormone activity. Gene Ontology annotation, biological process: hormone-mediated signaling pathway.
GCCGUCAGCACCCCUCCCGGGCGCCUGCGACCCCUCCGCGCUGACCUCAUCGGCUCCGCAGCCUCCCGCGGAUAUAAGGAGCGGCCCCACGGAGGAGCGCGCAACCGGUGCACCGGAUCCUACAGGCGCUUGCAGACUUGCGACCGGCGGACUCGGAACCCCGCGUGCCCGGAUCCCCGACCCACCCCGCGGAGCCCUAGCCAGGCAGCCGCUGCGAUGCCGGGCCCUUGGUUAUUGCUGACCUUAGCUCUGACCUUGACCCUGACCGGUGCCCCUGGAGGCCACGCUCAACCCGAGGCUGCCCAGCUAGAGGCGGAGAUGGCUGCCGAGCAUCCCGGCCUGGAUGACCUCUUGCGCCAGGCAGAACGUUUCCUCCUCCUCCAGGAAGACAUCCAGAGGCUGCGAGGGGACCUGGGCGAGCACUCAGAGUCCCUUCAACCUGACUCGCUCGCCAAGCGUCAACAUCCGGGCAAAAGGGAGGAGGAGGCAGAAGAGGGAGUCGAAGAGGAGGAGGAAGGGGGCGCUGUGGGACCCCACAAACGGCAGCACCCGGGUCGACGCGAGGACGAGGCUUCCCGGUCAGUUGACAUAAGCCAGCACAAGAGGCAGCACCCUGGCCGACGCUCCCCCUGGCUGGAGGAUGCGGUCACCAAGAGGCAGCACCCAGGCAGAAGGCUGGUGGAUCCCAAGGGCCACAGGAGCUGGGACGAGGAGGAAGAGGAGGAGGAAGCAGAGGAAGCCCUGGUGGCUGAGAAGCGCCAGCACCCGGGCAAGAGGGCCCUGGGAGGCCCGUGUGGGCCCCAGGGGGCCUGUGGGCCUUCGGGCCUCCUUCUGGGGCUGCUGAAUGACCUGAGCAGGGGCCAGGGAAUCCAGGAGAAGCGGCAGCACCCGGGGCGUCGGGCAUCCGGGGCCAGGGAGCCCCUGGAGGGGUGAGCCCGGUUUCCUGCAAAGUCAAAUUUGGGGUCUAAGACUAUCUUGAGUGCCCACCCCAUCCCGGUCCCCUCUUCCCCUCCUCCUUAGGUCCCCAGCCCCAAACCACCUGUAUAACACGCUCCCAAUUCCCUGGCCUCGCCCUCCGGGCACCCAGGAUCUCCUCCCCUUCCUGAGCAUCCUUUUGUGGGUGGCAAGCGCCCUGCUCCCUCCGCUGGGCUCUGCUGGGGAAAGAAGCACCAUUCUUGGGAACUCCCUGUGUGGUGGCCCUGGGGACAAUGGCCGUGCGUGGGAAUAUUCCCACAUCUCCUGGAAAUUGUGGCUUGUAUAUAACCCCCCUCCGCAGGCACCUUCUCCUUGUCCACAUGAUAAUAAAACAUGCGUC